AUCGAUCAGUUUGUCCCGUGAUUGCUGAUCUACUCCGUAUCUUUGGGUAUCUGUGCUUGUACGACAUAUUAUGAGAUGCCGCAAAGAUGAAAUGAAAAAUUAGUUUGUAUGUAUACUCUUCAUUAUGACUGCAAAAUCAAUUUUAGUUACAGGUGCAUCAAGAGGAAUAGGCAGAGCGGCAGUGAUAGAAUUAAUUAAAAAAUUUAAUAAUAAUGUUGUAGCAAUAUCACGUACGGAAAAAGAUCUAAUAGAAUUAAAACAAUAUGUUGAAAAUGAUUUAAAUGGAAAAGGUAAAAUUGAAAUUGUUAUUGGAGAUGUUACAGAGGAACGAGUUAUUAAUGAAGCAAUUGAAAAAUCUGUUAAAACGUGGGGAAAAUUGGAUGGUGUUAUUGCAAAUGCUGGAACCCUUUCAAUUGGUACUGUGGCUAAUACUGAUAUUGAUGAAUGGAAGAGAAGUUACGAUGUAAAUUUCUUUUCGAUAGUAAAUUUAAUUAAAAAAUCAUUGGUACAAUUGAAACAAAAUAAAGGGGUUUUUGUUUCUGUGUCAUCUGGAGCUGCUACUAACGAAUAUUAUGGAUGGGCUGCAUAUAGCACCACUAAAGCAGCACUUAAUAUGUUAACAACUACAUUUGCAUUAGAGGAACCUGAUGUUGUAGCAAUAUCAAUUCGUCCUGGAGUUGUUGAUACUGAUAUGCAAAAACUUAUACGUGAAAAAGGAAUGGAAAUGGGAAUGAAUAAAUCUGAACAUGAUAAAUUUAUAAGUCUGUAUAAAUCAAAUAAUUUGGUUCCUGCUGAUCAACCAGCUCAUAUCCUCGCUUCUUUGGCUUCUUGUGCUGGUGAAAAAAUUGAUACUAUUAAAUCCUUAAGUGGUAAAUUCUUAAGUUGGGAUGAUCCGAUAAUGAUCUCUCAUAGAAAAAAUUAAUUUAGUAUAAUAUAUUAAUUAAGUUAUAACUAAAUAAUUUUUUUUUACCAUUUAAUUAUCUAAAUUUUUUUUUUGGUAAUUAUUAAUUGCAAAAGUUACGGUAUAUAAAGAUAUAAAUCAUCAGUAAUUUUAAGAAGUACUAGUGUUGGCACUUUAAUUUUAGCUUUUAGGGUUAAAAAUAUGUCUUGUAUUUUUUUUAACAAAAAGCUAUAAAAGAAUUAUAUAGUAAAAGAAAAAUGAUAGCAAUAAUUUAAUAGUAAAUUUAUUUAAUUGUUGUAAUAUAUUGAUAUAAUUGAAACAAUUAAUUUUUAUUGUUCAAUAGACUCAUGUUAUUUGGCUAAACUACUGUAUUGCAACUAAG
This is a messenger RNA of Rhizophagus irregularis DAOM 181602=DAOM 197198, 1283 nucleotides long. RefSeq lists its product as uncharacterized. Gene Ontology annotation, molecular function: oxidoreductase activity, acting on NAD(P)H, oxygen as acceptor. The record is from RefSeq and is a predicted model, not a curated record. NCBI's taxonomy places the organism in Eukaryota, Fungi, Glomeromycota, Glomeromycetes, Glomerales, Glomeraceae. Gene Ontology annotation, cellular component: intracellular anatomical structure.